Saccostrea echinata is the source of this 1974-nucleotide messenger RNA. RefSeq lists its product as uncharacterized. The transcript has a single exon. NCBI's taxonomy places the organism in Eukaryota, Metazoa, Mollusca, Bivalvia, Ostreida, Ostreidae. Gene Ontology annotation, molecular function: nucleic acid binding. Gene Ontology annotation, biological process: DNA integration. The record is from RefSeq and is a predicted model, not a curated record. Bases 1 to 1974 code for a protein of 657 amino acids.
AUGACACCUUUCUGUUCCAACUAUCAAAAGACAAUAAACCUGCCACACGAAGAGGUCUACUUUCAACCGUCAAUGGGAUUUAUGACCCCAUUAGCACCAGUGACCAUCUGUGGUAAACUCCUACUCAGGCAACUUAUAGCACAGACUCGAGACUGGGACGAGCCCCUCUCUGAGGAACUAACAUCUCUAUGGAAUUCUUGGAAGGAUACCUUAGACGCACUUGAAGCCCUGCGUAUUCCACGGACAUAUGUGACAAAUCUCAGCAAAGCAGUGACGAAAGAACUUCAUGUGUACAGUGACGCAUCUGAAAAGGCCAUAGCGGCUGUCAUUUAUUUGCGCACGACCGAUAGUGACGGACAGUGCAAAGUUGGAUUCGUGUUGGGUAAGGUUAAAGUUGCACCCAUGAGUGGACACACUAUCCCACGAUUGGAAUUGUGUGCAUCUGUGUUGGCAGUGGAGAUUGCACAGUGUGUUCUGAAUCACCUUGGCAUACAAAUAGACUCUAUGAAGUAUUACACUGACAGCAAAGUAGUCCUCGGCUACAUCUGUAAUGAGUCUAGGAGAUUCUAUAUCUAUGUUGCCAACAGAGUAGACCGCAUAAGGAAGUUUACAACUCCAAGCCAGUGGAAUUACGUGUCUACUGAUCAUAACCCUGCAGAUUUAGCAACGAGAUGUCUACCUGCACAUGAGCUUCAAGACAGCACUUGGUUACAAGGACCAAAACAACUUCUUGUUUUUAAACAGGAGGAACAAAAUGAGAAUGAACAUUCACUCAUUAAGCCAGAUGAAGAUAAAGAGAUUCGCCCUAUUGUUUCAGCAAUGAAAAUCUGCACUGCAGACGAAGAUGGUGGACAACCUUACACUCCAAUGACUCAACGAUUCCAGCGAUUUUCUGACUGGAGGAAACUUGUGUUGGCCAUGAACUUUCUCAGAUACAUGCUUUUCAAGUUUCAAGGCAAAGACGUUGAUUCUAACACAGUAACUGAAAGAUACCAAGACACAGAGCACUUUGUGAUCCGAAUGGUGCAGUCUGAGGUGUACUGUGACGAGAUUGACUGUAUAGGACGAGACGAGCUUCUACCUCGACGAAGCCCAAUAGCCAACCUUAAUCCAUUUUUAGAUGAUCAGGGACUUCUCCAUGUAGGAAAUCGGAUAGUCAACUCAAAAUUGACUUUGCGAGAGAAGAAACCCUUGAUUAUACCUGGACGCCAUCACAUAGCAACCUUACUGGUUCGACACUAUCAUGAGAAUAUCAAGCAGCACCAAGGGCGUCACUUCACCGAAGGAGCUAUUAGGGCUGCUGGACUUUGGAUAACAGGGGCCAAACGACUUGUCUCAUCGAUUAUUCAUAAAUGUAUCACGUGCAGAAAACUCAGAGGGAAGACGCAGUAUCAGAUCAUGGCUGAUCUACCUGCAGACCGCCUUGACCCAUCGCCACCUUUCACAAACGUAGCUGUAGAUGCAUUCGGACCUUGGGCUGUAGUUUCACGUAAGACUCGAGGAGGUAGUGCCAACUCCAAGCGCUGGGGAAUAUUGUUCACAUGCUUAACUACAAGGGCGGUUCAUAUUGAACUAGUUGAGGAAAUGAGUUCAUCUGCAUUUAUCAAUGCUGUCAGAAGAUUCACCGCCAUAAGGGGUCAGGUAAAGACUUUCCGUUCUGACCAAGGCACUAACUUUGUUGGGGCCGUAGAUGACUUGCGCAUUGAUGCCAUAUACGUCAACGAUGCACCCUUGAAGAAGUAUCUACACAAUUCUGGUACUGUAUGGAUCUUCAAUCCACCCCAUGCAUCCCACAUAGGUGGGGCAUGGGAAAGAAUGAUCGGUAUUACCCGGAAGAUCCUCAAUUCAAUGCUGACUGAUGCCAGUGGAAAGACCUUAACGCAUGAUGAGCUGAACACAUUUAUGGCGGAGGUCUGUGCAAUCAUUAAUUCAAGACCUCUUGUUCCGAUAUCCACUGACCCAGAUUCCCCAUGA